UUGCUCACUACCGGUGGCUCCCUACCGGUGGCUCCAUGACAUCCAUCCUCACGCACUGUAUCAAGCAACCCCUAUCUUUUGCCAUAUAUAGCUGGGGGUCUUCUCCGUCAUGAUGAACUCCACAAUAGAAGUGCCGAUGCUCUUUGCUCCCUCCAUUAAGCGAACAAUCUUCCGUUUACCUCAUCAUGGCGGAAACUUUCAUCACCGACCAUGACGCCAUGGGCGAAAAAGCUGAGAUCGCCCAUGAGGAGGUCUCUCAGUUGGCCCAGCUGACGGAGGAAGAGAAGAUAUUAGAGAGACAAUUGCGGCGGCGGAUUGACACCCUCAUCAUGCCGUUGGUCAUCCUCGUCUAUCUGAUGAACUACAUCGACCGAAAUAAUUAUGCCGCCGCCAAGCUUCAAGGCCUGGAACAGGACCUCUCCCUCAAUGAACAAAAGUACGAAACGGGGCUUUCCAUCCUUUUUGUCGGCUAUAUCCUCAUGCAGGUCCCCUCCAAUCUGCUUCUCAAUUACAUGGGCCGCCCUUCGCUCUAUCUCGGUUUCUUCACCACGGUAUGGGGUCUCGUCUCGGCCUUGACCAGCCAAGUCACAAAGUAUGGGGGCAUCGUAGCCUGUCGGUUUAUUCUCGGUCUGGUCGAGGCGCCUUUCUUCGCGGGCGUGCUUUUUUAUUUGUCCAAGUGGUAUACAAAGAAGGAGCUGGCCCUGCGCAUGAGCAUCUUCUACUCCGGCUCAUUGCUUAGCGGUGCCUUUGGCAACUUGAUUGCUGCGGGUAUCCUUGACGGACUAGCCGGUGAGAGAGGUAUGUCGGCCUGGCAAUGGCUGUACAUCAUCGAGGGGUCCAUCACGGUCGCGAUCGGCCUAGCCAUCUGCGUUGUGCUCCCCGACUUUCCGGACACCUGGAAACUCUUGUCGCCAGAGAUGAAACAAGUUGCCACUCGUCGGUUGGCCAUUGAGGCGGCCGAGGCAGAUGUUGACGAGGGCGGCAGCAUGAGCCAGAUCAAGGGCCUGAAGCUAGCGUUCGCUGAUGUCAAAACCUACCUUCUUGCUAUUGCGUACAUGUCUCUCACCGCCGCUAGUGGGUUCCAAAACUUCUUUCCGACCUUGACGGAGACGCUGGGUUAUAACCGAAUCAUCACCCUGCUCUUAGUGGCGCCACCUUACGUUUUCAUGGUUGUGUACAGCCUUGCCCACUCAUACCUGUCCGAUCGAUUCGGUUAUCGCUUCUGGUUCUUUGUCGGUCCAAUUCCCAUCACGAUUGUGGGAUUCAUCAUCUUCAUGACGACCGACUCCUUCGGACCUCGGUAUUUCUCCUUUUUCCUGAUGAUCUUCGUCUUUGCUCAGAACGGCACAUUGUAUUCCUGGAUCGCGAAUGCAAUUCCCCGGCCUCCAGCGAAGCGAGCUGCCGCGUACGCAUUCAUCAACUCGGUUGCCAACUCGGCCAGUAUCUGGACCCCGUACACUUACCUGGAACAGGAAGCGCCUUAUUACUACACCGCCAUGGGAGUGUGUAUCGGGAUGCAGGUUCUUAGCGCCGUCGUGGCAGCCGCCCUGUACUUCCACCUGAAUCUCCAGAACAAGCGGCUGGCCCGGCUGGAGGAUGAGGACGCCAUCUUGACGGACAAGGAGAUUCGACGGCUGCAGAGGACAGCGGAGGUGGAAGGAAUUGAUAUUGCGGCAGCGCGUCGGCUCCAAAAGGGGUUCCGAUAUGUGACCUAAUUUAGAGCUGUGUACGGCGUAUAUAAAGAGGGUAUAUUCUUGCUCAAGAUGUCCCAUGUACCUCAUGGCAGAAUAAAGCAUAC
This is a messenger RNA of Aspergillus sclerotioniger CBS 115572, 1798 nucleotides long. Its product is annotated as putative MFS transporter. Gene Ontology annotation, biological process: transmembrane transport. The record is from RefSeq and is a predicted model, not a curated record. The transcript has 2 exons. Gene Ontology annotation, molecular function: transmembrane transporter activity. Bases 186 to 1715 code for a protein of 509 amino acids. Gene Ontology annotation, cellular component: membrane. Lineage: Eukaryota; Fungi; Ascomycota; Eurotiomycetes; Eurotiales; Aspergillaceae.